AUUCAGUGUGCUGCAGUCAUUGUCUUCUUCCUGGCCUUUGCUGUCAUGAUGUUCUUUGUCUUUCGUACCCUGCGUCGCAUGAACUGCCGCCCGAAAUAUCUCCCCGGGAAAUUCUUGAAAGAAAAAUGGCGAAAAUGGGACGUGGGAGGUUCCUAUGGCCAGGUCGCUGGGUCGUCCAACAACCAUGAUCAGGACACGGCGUAUCGCGGUGCGGCCGAAUCGGGCUCGGAAAUGAACACCAACACAGUCCGUCGCGAGACUUCCGUCCGCUCUAUCGCUACAUUACCUGCAUACUCGCCAAGUCCGAAACCUACUGAGCAGAUUAUCGCCCGGGAGGGAGAACGUGGUGGUAUGGAUGUUGUGGUGGAAUUCCCCGAAACCGCGGAAGAGGAGGAAGGUCGCAGAGAGGAAUUGAUGGAAAGCCUCUACCAGAUUCGGUUACAACGGCGUCAAGAGCUAGCAGAGCGCGAGGCCCGACGACAGGCUCGUCGCGAGGCUCGGGAUCGUGGUGACUUUUUGCGUCUCGAGGAGCUGCGGAUGGAGAGUCGGCGGCGGCAACGUAGUCGCUCCACGACGGCGAGCGGUAGCAAUAGCACCCUUCCAUCUUCUACCAACGUUGCGGAGCACCAGACUCGUGGUCGCGACAGACGAAUCUCCCGAGUCAACUAUGCAUCCUUGGGUUGUGUCCGUCAUGAUGGUACCCGUGUUCGUUCUACUUCGCCCGACUCGGAUAAUCGCCCAUUGCUGUCAAAUGCCGCGUCUAUGAACGUUGAUGGCAAUAGUUCCUUGACCCGUCCCACGAGCUUCCAUUCCCGGGGCGAGUCCUACUCGUCGGCCAACUCUAUGUCAACACGGGGAUCGGACGGGGAUAGCCUGACGCCCGUUGCAUCUCAUGCCACCUCUAAUUCCGGUCACUCCGGUCACUCCGGCCAUGAAGAUUCGACCGCCCCAUCCCGAUCAGGCGCUGAAGAGGGAGACGUGGGAGCUCUCCACAUCCCACCUCCGGACUACGAUCAUCUGGACUGGGGAGAAGCGCCGGCAUAUGAAAGCCCGACCACAGAGCGAAAUGAACAUGCGCCUCGCUUGCCACAACUCCAGGUUCCUCUUCCAACCAUCCACAUCGAUGCUGCGAGCCCUGUGAGCGGCCCAAGUCCA
Aspergillus wentii DTO 134E9 is the source of this 1155-nucleotide messenger RNA. RefSeq lists its product as uncharacterized. Lineage: Eukaryota; Fungi; Ascomycota; Eurotiomycetes; Eurotiales; Aspergillaceae. The transcript has a single exon. The record is from RefSeq and is a predicted model, not a curated record. The annotation marks the transcript as partial.